Molecule: messenger RNA, 5905 nt
Organism: Tetranychus urticae (two-spotted spider mite)
Lineage: Eukaryota; Metazoa; Arthropoda; Arachnida; Trombidiformes; Tetranychidae
Biological process (GO): axon guidance; nerve development; muscle attachment
Cellular component (GO): sarcolemma; dystrophin-associated glycoprotein complex; dystroglycan complex
Molecular function (GO): calcium ion binding; laminin binding
Source: RefSeq, a predicted model, not a curated record
CUAUAUUUCUCAUCAUCAUUUCAUUUUAUUUUCAUUUGGUGUAACAAUUUACUAUUAUUAUUCAUAUUAUUAGUGUAUUUAGUAAUUAAAGCCAGUGUUUAUUUCUUGGAGAUUGCCAUCACUCAACUUCUGGUUAAAGGUAGCUUUGUAGAUUGAUGUGUUUUUAUACAUUUUUUUCACUCUAAUUUACAUUGAACAUUUUGGUUGACAAUGUUUGAUUUUUUUUCUUGAUUAAUCUGACAUUGAGUGUUUUGUGAUUGAACUGUGAUCUGAAAAGCCACCACGGAUAACGUAUUUACCAAAUCAGAUUCAUCAGCACUAUCAUAAAAAUUCAUGGAUUGAUAUUCUUCGUGGAUUUUCAGUGGAAAGAUUAUUACGGGAAGUGACUUGGUGUGAUAAUCUAAUGAUUCAAUUUUGUUAUUAACUUUAUUGUUUACUUAACCAUUUUGCUUGGACUUUAUUCUUAUGCCCUUCUGAUCCAAACAUCGCUUCAUCAGUGAAUUGAAUUUUUGGAAGCAUUAAUAUAUUGGAUGACCAGUUUAAUUAUCUUGAUGAAUCACAUCAACCUUUGACCAAGUGAUCUUGCUAUUCUGAUUAAUGGAACUAUACAAAUCAACUGAGUGACAUAUCUACACAUUUUUUGCCUGACGAUCUUCUUUUGGUUAAUCUUAGGUUUAUUCAAAACCUCAAGACUAUAUCUACUCUUGUAGCUUGUAACUUACUCAUUGAACACUGAGUAAUAAUUGAUAGCUGAUUGCCGUGAUACUCUGCAAAUUGGAUGAAAUAAAUUGAAAACUAUUUAGAUUAUUUUCCAAGCUCUUAUCUCGACUUCUGACAUGGCAUUUCUAUUAUAGUAUGGCGAGAUUAUACAUAUUCACAUUUUGCUCAUAGUUUUUAAAGCCAUUGUGACCAUGCCUAGCUCCAUUAAUGGAACUGUAAAAUUGAUCAUAUCAAAAUGUUUAUUUCUGCUGCUGUUGGUUUUCAUUUCAAUUUCUUCAAUUAGUUCAUUAUCUCAAUUUUCUCAGUCUGGAGAUCCUUCAGAUUCUGGGUAUCUUCAAAUUCCUGAUCACCAGGGUGUCAUUAAUAAGCUAUAUUAUUAUCGACUGCCAAUAAGCCCUGUGAAAUUUCAGCAAAUUAAACAUCUAACCAUUAAAGAGGUCGACAGAAAUGGUUUACCAGAAUGGUUAAUGUUGAGAAGAGAAAAAGAUCGAUGGGAGCUAAUCGGUUUUCCCCAAGACCAGGAUAAGGGUAUUCAUUUCUUUCAAAUUGAAAUUCAGAACAAAGAUGAUACCAAAAUCGCUGAUGUAUUCACUAUCGAAAUCACUCAUGUCUUACCAUCACUGUUUUCUUCUUCCAUUUCAACAAAUCCAAUCGGUAAAAAAGAAAAUUGUAUUAUUCAACUGAUAACUACGUUUAACUCAAUACUUGACGUGUGGAAAAUCAUAGCCUACUUCAUUCCAUCCAAGCUCAGACAAGAAAUCAAUUUAUCUGCAAAGCUAAUCGAGUUCACAAAUAAUCUUGAAGAGAUUGAUGAUCCCAAUAUUUUAAUGACACAAUGGUCACAACGUCUUUUCUCUAUCACACAAAAAGAAGAAAAAGAUGGAACCAGGAAAUAUCAAUUAACUAUUGAGAAUCAAGAAUGCUCUGAAGAUAAAGCUCAAUUGUCAAAUGAUGGUUAUAAUUGGAAGCUUAAAAAAUUAGGUUUGGAGUUCCGUUUCAUUAGAGUCAUUAAAUCGCCUUUACAAUCCGAUGGCAGCCUCUUUGAAGAUGUUUCAGCAUCUCCUUUGGAUGAAUUAAAUCCAUCUAGAGCAUAUCUCAAAUCUUUAGUGCCUGUCUCCAUUAACUAUGACAAUUCGCAACGUCGUCAUGCUCGUCGGCAUCUACCUGAUAUUAAACCAACACCUAGCAUUUACCCUGAUUUUAUGACUAUUUCAACAUCUUUAAUUUAUCCCAAUCUGGAUGAAAACAAUGAAAUAGAGCCUAGUCAAUUAUCACGAAUCGUACCUUCAUUGACUAGUCCUAGUGCUUUUCCGCCAUCUUCUAACAUACCUGGAUCACCAUCCGUGACUCCUAGAAUGCCUGAUAACUACGGUGUAGGUGGCAAUGAUCAUUCUCAUUUCCAUCCCAUUCUUUAUACUACACCUACACCUUCUGCUGAGCCACCCAGUGUUUUUAUUGAAGGCUUGUCAACACCAACACCUAUCCUUCCUAGUAGUAAAAUACCAGAUUUAUCAUCUUCAGCUUUGAUUCCUGAUCUGGCUGCUUCAUCUGUUGAUCUCAUCUCACCAACUCCAACCUUUGGCUUAGGAGUCAGUACAGUCAGGGUUGAUGAACCUAUUAUAUUUGAAGGCACUGAUAAAACUUCCGGUGAAAAAACAAGUGAACCAUCAAGACCGGAGAUUACUGCAAAUAGUAGACCAGAACUUCGCGCUCGCAUACCAAAAUUGGCUCCCACUGCGGGUAAAUAUUGGACCUAUAAGAUCCCAGAAAAUACCUUCAUUGAUCGAGAAGAUGGUUUAACUCAUAAACUAAAAUUAGGCUUCUAUCGAGUAAGUUCUUCUAUGAAAGAACGAGUUCAUCCACCGAAGGACUUUUGGAUUCAAUUUGACGCUGAAAAUCAAGUUUUAACAGCUUUUCCCACAGAUGAUGAUGUUGGUGUUUAUGAAAACCAAUUUUAUCUGGAAGCAGUUGAUUCAGGUGGAUUAUCUAAUGUUGAAAAUAUUACCAUUCAUGUGAGACAACAUACUUCAUACCGUAAAUUUCCAUACAAUAUUACUUUUUACCGGGUUUAUUGGGAUCCAUUACGAAUUACAACAACCAUUGAAGCGUUGAGAACUUUUGCCCAAAUUGUUUCUCAAUUGAAUGGUGACUAUGACAUUGAUAGUUUUAUUGUCCAACAUUUGACCAAAGAAAGCAUUGAUGGCAGAGAUUACUGGACAAUUGUUUCAACUAAUGACAGUAUUCCUGCUUACCCUUGCCCAACCAAAAAGAUUCAACAACUGUAUAAUCGAUUGGCAGAUAAACAAUCAAAAGGUCAAUAUGCAUUACCAAGUGAAUCUUUAAUUAGUAAAAUGAAUAAAAUGUUUACUAUUGACGGGGUUGGAUUAUCAAUAAGCUGUUCAAAACCUAAUACUGCUGCCGAGAAGCCUGAAUUAAGGAAUCCAAUUGAAGUGUUGAGAUUCCAUUUGGGUGAAGUUUUCCGCUACAAGAUUGCUGAAAACAUGUUCUAUUCUGGACGAGGGCGUAAUACUUAUAAUCUGGAACUCAGUUUAUAUGAUGGAUUUGGACGUAUUCCGCCCCAAGAUGGCUUUGUCAAGUUUAAUGAGAAAACAUUUGAAAUUAUUGGUUUAGCUGAUGAUAGAAAAUAUAUCCGAGAAAAUGAAUUUAAUCUGGUUGCUCGGGAUCGUGAAUCUGAAAAUGAUGCUUCUGAUGCUUUCGUUAUCGUAAUUGAUGAUCCUUGGAAUGAAGACGAAAUAAGUUUCACAGUAACCAUUGGUCUAUCAAUAAAUGAGAAAAUGGGAAUUGAUGAUAAACUUGAUAUUGCUCAUCGUAUUGCUACCAGUAUUUUCAACGAUUCAGACACGAGUUCAUUGCGAAUUCUUAAGAUCAUCAAACGUAAUUAUACUUUCAUGCAAAGUGGAUAUUAUACUGGUACAGAGACUAAAAACCCCGAUUUAUCAGACAUUGAUGAAGAUGAAAAUGUAAUUGAGAGGCGAAAACGCUCUGAUCCUUAUGAUAAUUCAAUCGAAGAAGGUUCAAUUCAUCAAAUGUAUGAAUAUGUAUGGACCAACAAAACUGAACCUCUAUUAGCUAAAGGCGGUGAAUGUCCUUCUACUGAUAUUCAGACUCACAUUUUACAUAAAUUAUUCAAACCUGAUACAACAUUUGAAACUUGGGACGAAAAAUUUGCUGAUAAAUAUCGAAUAAUGUCUAUUGAAUUUAAACCUGUUGGUAAAUGUUCUAAUUACAUGACAUCUCGUGAAGUGUAUCGUGACAAUGUGAAACCCAACAUUAUACCAGAAAGAGACAUUACUCAUGAAACUGUUGAUAAUGUAAAUUAUGGUCAGCCGACUUCUAAAGAUUAUGAUGUUCAUACAAAUGAAUUAGAUGACUAUUACCUCAGAACAAUUAUACCUGCAAUAGCAACAGUUGCAGUAUUACUGGUAGUUCUUUGUGUGAUUGUCUGCAUUUUGGUCAAAUGUCGUCGUGAUAUCGAUAAAAAUCGCUUUGACAUGACCAUUCGCCCUGGAAUCGAUGGCUACCCAACAGAAGUUGAUGCAUUUAUUCAAAAAGGUCGCCGACCUGUGAUAUUACAAUCAGAUUAUCAGCAAAAUUUACCCAUGAACACGAUGAUGGUUACAUAUAACCCGACUCGUCAACAAACCUAUUCCAUGGCUAAUAUCAAUAAAUCUUCAUAUCAUGCACUUGCUCAUGCUGUGGAGCAAAGACGUCAACCUCCACCUUACAGAUGAACGAUUUUUUUUUCUUUUAAACUCUAUUGUGUAAAUCAACUUGUAAAAAACACCGACAAUCUAACGGUCGCCUUAAUCAGGUUCCAAUUAACUUAAUGAACUCAUGGACAUGAAGGCGAUAAUUUCAUGAUCAGUCUAAUUACCUGUGCGAAUAUUAAAAGACGAAUUAUAUGUAAUGAGAUUACAUUUUCACGAAAGAAAUAUUGUUGCUCCAUCAUCUUAAACUUUAACCUGCUAAUCUUCUCAUAUCAUUUAUCCCACCUUUACUUAAUCAGCAAUAUCACAAAGCCUCGAAAAAAUAUCCUUAAACCUGUUUGUGCCAAGUUUCCUUUCACCUACCUAUCUAAUUCAAAACUUUUUGGUCUAAAUGGUUAUCAAUCAAUUAUAUGAAACUCCUUUAUAUCACUCACUUUUUAAAAUUAACGCGUUGCAAUGGCUAAAGGAAACGAGUAAAGUAAUAAUCAAGCAUAAAGUGAAAAAUGAGGACAUCUGAAGAUGAAAUUACCACAUUUUUAAAUAGAUUUCAGCUGUGGUAAUAAGGUGCCUACGGAUCUUCAAAGCUAUUAAUCAUAAAGAACCCGAGUUCCACGUCUAGAUUCAAUUUGUUUCACCAAUUCCUGUCAACUCAUCUGAUUAACAUGAGAAGCAUUUUUUUCUUCCUCAUAAAGUCACCCAUCAUUCAAACUGGUCUUUUUAAAUCAAAAUAUAUUACCCAAAUAUAUUAUUCCGCACAUAUUAUCUCAAUUGGUGAUGUUAAUCACAAUCAACUUGGUGAUAGGAACCAAGUGUUACAACAAUAUUGUAAUUGAUACAACAAAAAGUGCAACUAGCAAAUUGAACAUAUACCUCUUCAACUAAUUCAAACUCGUUCUUCAAAAGCAAAGAAAUUUUUGUGAUUUAAUUUUAUGUUGUUUUUAUUCGAACAAUUGACUUUUCAGACAUGUUGUGUUGUCUUACCAUUUUUUUAAUUCAAUCUUUCCUUCUUCAAUUCAAUAACCAAAAAUUAACUAGGAUCAAUGGAGCCUACUUUGGUUUUAUAAAAGUUUUGGAAUUGAUCGAAAUAAUUGUCAAACAAAUUAAACAAAACAUCAAUGGGUGAAAUGUGGAAAAUGUGGAACAAAUCAGGAUAAAGAAUGUUUAGCUUUACUUAAACAAGUUAAUGAUUGCAUUUAAACACACAAUCAAUAAUGGCUGCCAUGUUUGACAAAAUGGCUUCAUAAUCAAUCAACCAACUAUAAAAUUUUUCUCACCAUUGGUAUUCAUUUGAUCCAAACGGAUUUUUGCAUUUUUCAUUCAAACGACAUUGAUUUUUGUGAAUGGUUAGACUUUGGACCAUUAGAUCAUGACUUUAAAUGAUUCAACAGUCUCAUUUGUAUAUCAUUUAAUUGAUCACAAAUAAUAAAGAUCACAGGCAAAUUGUAUAAAGGAAAAAA